UACGGCCCAAUGAACCCCCCUCUGUCUCCCUUCAAAAGACCACACACAGAGACCGCUCAAACUCGAAAGGCAGUCAAAUGGAGCCAUGGGUGGACUUAGCCGACGACCUUCAGAGCGUGAGCUUCACGUCCACUGGUACUACCAUCAACCGCAGCACGAGCUCAGGCUCGUCUUCCUCAGCUGCAACGCUUACUCCUGCGCCUUCUACUCACGGCUCAUUCUCUUCCUCCAAGCUCCCGCUCUCUCUCCGAUCUCUCUCCCUCUCCGACCUCUGCUUCUCGCUCCGAAUUGGCUCCGGAGACAUCGGCUCCGUCUUCCUCGCCGAGCUCAAGUCUCGUUCCUCACUCGAUUCUCCGCUUUUCGCUGCUAAGGUGAUGGACAAGAAGGAACUGCUUGGUCGCAGCAAAGAAGGCAGAGCCAGGACAGAGAGGGAAAUACUCGAAAUGUUAGACCAUCCUUUCUUGCCGACUCUCUACGCUUCCAUCGACAACUCGAAAUAUCUCUGUUUGUUAACGGAGUUCUGCCCCGGCGGAGACCUCCACGUCCUCCGUCAAAAACAACCGCUCAAGCGUUUCCACGAAUCCGCCGUCAGAUUCUACGCAUCUGAAGUGGUGGUAGCCUUAGAAUACCUCCACAUGUUAGGGAUUGUUUACCGUGAUUUAAAGCCUGAAAAUGUGCUGGUAAGAUCAGAUGGUCACAUUAUGCUCACAGAUUUUGACCUCUCGUUAAAAUGUGAUGAUUCCACGGCUACACCUCAGAUCAUAUCCGACCAGAAACCUGCACUUGCACCCUUGCAAGGCGACCACCCAAUUGACCAUCCUCCUUUCACGUCCUCUUCCUGCAUUAUUCCAAACUGCAUUGUCCCUGCAGUGUCUUGCUUCCACCCGAAACGCAAACGCAAGAAGAAGACAGAUCCCCGUGCUGGGCCUGAGUUUGUGGCUGAGCCCGUUGAUGUCCGGUCUAUGUCUUUUGUUGGGACCCAUGAGUACUUAGCACCGGAGAUCGUAUCCGGCGAGGGUCAUGGCAGUCCUGUAGACUGGUGGACACUAGGAAUAUUUAUUUACGAGCUGUUUUAUGGGGUGACACCCUUCAAAGGUAUAGACCAUGAUCUUACUUUAGCUAACAUUGUUGCUAGAGCCCUAGAAUUCCCAAAAGAUCCGGCCAUACCGGCUGCGGCCAAAGACCUGAUUUCUCAAUUGCUGGUUAAAGAUCCGGCAAGACGGCUAGGGUCCACAACUGGGUCCUCUGCCAUCAAGCACCAUCCUUUCUUCCAAGGGAUUAAUUGGGCAUUAUUGAGAUGUACAACCCCACCAUAUGUCCCUCCACCCUUUAGUAAAGAGAUUGUAUCAGAUGAAAGUUGUCCCCAGACUCCUGUGGAAUAUUAUUAAUGAAGUGGGAAAUGAAGGAUUAAUAACAAACAAAGUUGUUAGGGCA
Messenger RNA from Carica papaya (papaya), 1434 nucleotides. Its product is annotated as Protein kinase superfamily protein. The record is from RefSeq and is a predicted model, not a curated record. Lineage: Eukaryota; Viridiplantae; Streptophyta; Magnoliopsida; Brassicales; Caricaceae. Gene Ontology annotation, biological process: protein phosphorylation. Gene Ontology annotation, molecular function: protein kinase activity; ATP binding.